GAUUUCUGUUAAUGGAGAAAGCCCCAAACAUCGGUCAUGGCACACGCUGACAGCAAUAGCUGACGAUAAGCUUUUCCUAUUUGGUGGACUAAGUGCAGAUAAUAUUCCACUGAGUGAUGGCUGGAUUCAUAAUAUUAUAACAAACUGCUGGAAACAACUUAGACAUUUACCUUACACCAGGCCCAGGUUAUGGCACACAGCCUGUUUGGGAAAAGAAAAUGAAAUAAUGGUGUUUGGUGGGAGCAAAGAUAACUUACUUUUCUUGGAUACAGGUCACUGUAAUGAUUUAUUGAUUUUUCAAACACAGCCCUAUUCACUGCUCAGGUCAUGUCUUGACUGCAUUGGGAAAAAUGCUACCAUUUUAAAAAGUCAGAUAUCUUUAUUACCUCCUAAACUUCUGCAGCAAGUUCUCAAAAGAAUAACCUUUUGGACUGCAGCCAAUUACCGAAAAGAGCAACGAGUCCUAAAAGAAGGGACAGAAAACAAGCACCAGUGGGUCAGUAGCCACUGAACGACUCCAGGUGCAGUAUGUCAAAGCGUCUUGAUGAGACCCCACAUCUGACCUUCCCCUCCUGUCACAGGCUCUAUUCAAAGGAUCAAAGCUGAAACAAAUGACUUGCUAAUGUGAAUACAUGAUGUGGGAUAUAUGGAAAUAAGAUGUAACUGAAGAUUUCUCUGUGUAUUUGUAAACCGAUUUACUUGUAACAGACAGACUACGUGUUCUUUCUGGAAAUAAGUACAGCAACAGCAGUUCUUACCUCAGUGUUUACUCUUCUGGAAGGGCAGAAAUUACCCUAAAAUCUUCAGAAAUCCUCUAACACAACUGUAGGUGUAGAUAUAAAAAUACUCACUAACUUCCAUUACUUUGUGGUCACCCAAGUGUCUCCUUAAAUAGCAUCAUCGGAACUUCCCCUCCCUUGUUGAUCAGGGAAGCAUCUUUAGGUAGUCCUGGCUCCACCACCCUCUCAGGACCACAUGGGAGGAGGUCGGUUUGUCUCACAGUCUUUGAAACAUUGGGGUGUGGGACAUUAGUGGCUUUUGAAACAUGGUAAAAUACACAUUGCCCUGGGGAAAAAGUGUUUCUAAAGUAAUGUUUGCAGGUAAUGUGGGGUGAUAAUCUCGUGUUUUUGACUCUCUGAUUCCUCAUUUGAGCUCUACAGAGUUGACGCUCUAGACACCACAAGUCCUGACAGUGACAGCUCCUUGCUGUCAGCAUUGUUUAUUCAGAAACGGGAGACUAUGUUAUGCUCCUCAAAAUGGUACUGUGGCCAUUUUGAGUCAUUUUCCUUCAUCUGCUCAGUCUUGUCCUUCCACUGACAACUUGUUAUGAUUGAUUAUUAAAGGGUUCAGUAUGUGACAUAUUCCCCUCACUGUCACCAUGUAAGUUGUCUCUAAACUUUAAAAUGCUGGGGAAGUUUUGGGUUUGUUUGGUUGGUUUUUUUGUUUUGUUUUGUUUUUUCCUUUUUUUUUUCGAGACAAGGUUAAAAUGCUGGGAAAGUAUAUUUCUGUAUUGUAUAUAAUUUAUAGUGGACAUUGUAGUAUUUCAUCAAACUGUAGAUAUGUUUUAUAUGUGCUGUAUCUUGGAUGUGAAAAGCUUCUAUUUGUGUAUUGGAAUAGUUUAUGUUUACAUUUUAUUUAUUGAACACAGUGUAUAGAAUUAUUGCUUCACAGUCAGUCAGUGUGGACCAGUCAGAGUUCAUUUCAGUGUAGGGCUUGCAACAUGACUCAGGAUGGAAAAUGGCUUGCUGCACAGGCCUGGUGUCCUGAGUUCCAUCCCUGGCACCAACAAAAGGUGGGAGGAAAGAACUAACACCAUGAUGGUUGCUCUCUGACCUCCACACAUGUGUUCAGACAUAUAAUGCAUUUACACACAAUAAUAUCAAAUAAAAAUUAAAAGCUUCACUGAAA
Messenger RNA from Cricetulus griseus (Chinese hamster), 1908 nucleotides. The record is from RefSeq and is a predicted model, not a curated record. Lineage: Eukaryota; Metazoa; Chordata; Mammalia; Rodentia; Cricetidae.